Aureobasidium namibiae CBS 147.97 is the source of this 477-nucleotide messenger RNA. RefSeq names its product ubiquitin-conjugating enzyme. The transcript is spliced from 2 exons. Lineage: Eukaryota; Fungi; Ascomycota; Dothideomycetes; Dothideales; Saccotheciaceae. Bases 1 to 477 code for a protein of 158 amino acids. The record is from RefSeq and is a predicted model, not a curated record.
AUGGCUUCGAAGCAGGUGACAAAGAGAUUACUACACGAGUUGCGCUCCUAUGAAAAGGAUCCAAGUGAUGCACUACUCCACCUCGGCCCCAUCAACGAUCAAGAGUUGACCCACUGGACCGCCGUACUCAAAGGCCUCCCAGACACCGCAUACCAAAAUGGCCUCUGGAAACUCAACAUUAUCAUUCCAGACACCUAUCCCAACAAACCCCCUACAAUCACUUUUGUAACGCCCAUCUGCCACCCAAAUGUGCAUUUCAAGACCGGGGAGAUAUGUCUGGAUUUGUUGAAGUCAAGUUGGAGUCCGGUGUAUUCGAUCAGACAGACGCUGGAAGCUGUGCAGCAGCUGCUUACUUCUGCUGAGCCUGAUAGUCCGCUGAAUAUUGAUGCUGCACAGCUGUUGCGUCAGGGUGAUCAGCUGGGUUAUGAGGCUUUGGUGCGUUUCUAUACUCAGACGCUGAUGUGGAACGGAGAAUGA